AUGUCGACUCCCACGUUUGGGAAAGCGCAGGCUCUCUCAGAGGCAAACGAGCCUCAGUGGUCCCUAGGGACGGAUGAAGCCACAAAGAAGGAGGCUUUAUGUUUGAUCUCUAGGGGAAGAUGGUCGCUUAGCGCAACUCGAAUGGGAAUAGAACGAGAGUUCAAGUUCAAGACUUUUGCAAAAGCCAUGGUACGUCUUUUCAUCAACCAAGUUGCGGACCAAUGCAAAGUCAAGAAACAUCAUCCAGAGUGGGAAAAUGUCUACAACAAAGUCGCUAUCCGCUGGACAACUCACAAUCCGGAAGGGCUAUCCCACAAGGACGUGGAGAUGGCCAAGUUCUGUGACGAUAAGGGUAUAGAGUUGGGGGAAACCGGUGAGGAGAAGAUUGAGAGAGGCGGAUAAAUAGCAAGUAUUCCUGCAGUGGACAGUCUGCUACCGUAGGAGAAGGGGUGUGGGGAUUCGGGCCUUGUUUAGGCCCCUCAAAGGCCUUGUUCGGGCCCUUGGACGGAGGAUAGGGGAAGGAUAAAAGAAGGAAUUGAACAGUUGUCCAGAUAACGGUAGCAAUGGUAGCAGCAUCAUCAUCAUCGUUCUGUGUAGUUUUCUCUUUCUGUAAAAAAAUGUCACCAACAAGGUUGCAACGACUCCUUCGACGAAUCCUGAGAGAUCACAUGUCACGUGACGUUUAUAUUCGUAACGACACGCGGAACCGCCGCCGUGGCUUCUUUACCACAUGAAAACACCGAAGCUCCUUCUCUAACAACCUUCCCCCUUCAUUCAGCUAUUUGCUCACUCACCACUGCUUCUAAUCCACUUUUGAAACCUUACCUUAUUAUUUGUCGGUGCGGGGAUAUUCGAGCCCUUGACUUCUUAGCUACAGGUUAUCCAUACCUGCUGGUUUUAGAGGGAGCAAGAUGGUUCUGUUUUGGCCAUUCAGUAGAGGAGACAACUCCCCUGAUUCGUUUGAGCGCAUCCUUUCGAAAUUAGCCAGUCAAAUCCAGACUCAAACGACAAAACUAACCGGCCUUCGUCAACGCUCUCGCCGUUACAAAGCGCUAUUCACUCUAUAUACAGUGAUAGGGUACAUUAUUUACGUUGUGGUCAUAGUCUCAGUAGUGGGGUGGAAGGAGGUGGGACCGGUGGAACUUUCGGGAGUGACGGGUGGACCGGUUUGUAUCUGGUCAGUAAGGAAGCUAUUCGAUCUUUACUAUAACUAUCGUAUCGGGAAUGCGGAGGGUGCUUUGGAGGAGCUACAAACGAAGCAGAAUGAUACUAUCGAAAAACUUAAGGCUGCCACAAAGUUCUCAACAACACAGUCCAUCAUCGAAAAGUAUGGUAGGGGAUCUUCCUCGAGAUCAUCUUUUCAAGCAGAUACGGAUAAGAAACAGCAACAAAAGCCUGGACCCCAAGGCCCACCGCAAGCUGCUGGCCCGACUGUACUUUCAACACCCCAACAAAUCCAGCAACAGUUGAUCCAGCAGCAGAUGAUGGCUCAACAACGUGCUGGGCUACCCUCUCCGGCACAAAUGCAGCACCGGUUACAUCCCGGAGCUCAACCAGACAUGCCCGAAAUUUCGGGCCGGCCAAAUCCGGACGCCCCCCUUCAUAAUCCCCCGCAAACCCAGCCUUCUUCCCAGCAACUGAUCCAACCUGAAGAAGAAACUACUCCAAAAUGGUAUGAUCGUCUCUUAGAUGUGAUAGUUGGGGAAGAUGAGACUAGUGCAAAAAACCGGUAUGCCUUAAUUUGCAAGAAUUGCCGCAUGGUGAACGGUCUUGCUCCUCCGGGAGCCACGAAUCUGGAGGAUAUAGGGGGUUGGGGAUGUGCGAGGUGUGGGACCUGGAAUGGUUCCCCGCCUGGCCAAAAAAGGUAUGCAGGGAGUGAAGGGGAGGCUUGCAGGCUUACUCCUGAUAUUCUGGAUGGUGGUGAGGCGAAGGGCAGAAGAGCAACCCGGAGCCCAUCACCCAACCCCGAAGAUUUCAGAACUACUAAGAGCAAAGCCACAGAGGGGCAGGAGCUGCAAUCGAGCGGCGACGAGGAGGGUGGUACUCUAGAAAAAGAGGCCAAGUUGGAGGAGGAUUCAAACGAUGAGGGGAUCCUCGAAGCCUCCCAGCCAAAGGCCAAAAGAGGGAAAGCGAGGAAGAAGGCUUAAGCCAAGUCAAAUGCUGUCACAUAACUGUUCUUUUCCCUCCUUUCAUCUUUCGUUUUACACUUUCUUGGGGUUUUCCUCAUCAGGAGUUACGCUGGGAACCUAAUGUUACAUUUACAUUCCCUUAUCACUCUGGUAAUUAGGGCAAAACACUGUACAUGCUUGCCUUCCAUCUGCUUCUUUCGUUGCCUUUUCUUCCCUCUUUCUUUCUUCUUUUUCGCCCUGUGCUCAUCAUGGUGUAGAGAGGUGUCAGUCUAUCAAACUGUGGGGCGGGGAAGGCGAUAUCAAUCCCCCUAGCAUCCUUAUACCCCAUUUCAUUUCUUCCAAACACUCCAUAUCGCUAAUAAUACCCCUCCUUUAUUAGGGCGCAAAGACAAAAAAGUGAAAAAAA
Tuber melanosporum (Perigord truffle) is the source of this 2535-nucleotide messenger RNA. RefSeq lists its product as uncharacterized. Gene Ontology annotation, molecular function: 4-alpha-hydroxytetrahydrobiopterin dehydratase activity. Gene Ontology annotation, biological process: tetrahydrobiopterin biosynthetic process. The record is from RefSeq and is a predicted model, not a curated record. NCBI's taxonomy places the organism in Eukaryota, Fungi, Ascomycota, Pezizomycetes, Pezizales, Tuberaceae. The transcript has 6 exons. The coding region runs from base 1 to 402 and encodes 133 amino acids.